This is a messenger RNA of Candoia aspera, 3749 nucleotides long. It is a transcript of the gene TKFC, whose product is annotated as triokinase and FMN cyclase. Gene Ontology annotation, molecular function: ATP binding; glycerone kinase activity. Lineage: Eukaryota; Metazoa; Chordata; Lepidosauria; Squamata; Candoiidae. Gene Ontology annotation, biological process: glycerol catabolic process. Gene Ontology annotation, cellular component: cytosol. The coding region runs from base 268 to 2007 and encodes 579 amino acids. The record is from RefSeq and is a predicted model, not a curated record. The transcript is spliced from 17 exons.
ACGGAGACCCCCACAGCCAACUGCCAGAGCUCGCGCUGUUCUCUACCAAUGAGCUUCUUCCUCCCCUCCUUGUCAGGCGGUGCGCGCGUGUUUCAGACUCAAGCCGAGCUCAGUAUUUGCAUUCCGGGUCAAAGUCCGUGAAGGGUCCCGUGAGCUCAGUUCGGCCUCCUCUUCGAUCCGUUCUGUCGGACAGGGUGGAAGAAAAGGUGGUUUUCAUUGUGGCGCCCACGUAAUUUACUGGCUUCUAGAACUGAAACUUGGGACAGCAUGCAGGGCUCAAAGAAACUAGUGAACACAUUUCUGAGUUGUGCAGAUGAUUCAUUGGCUGGAAUAGUGGCUUGCAAUCCUAAUCUUCAGCUCCUACAUGGACAUAGAGUGGCACUACGUUCUGACUUAGAGAAUAUAGAAGGCAAAGUUGCACUUAUUUCUGGAGGUGGAUCAGGGCAUGAGCCUGCACAUGCAGGAUACAUUGGAAGGGGAAUGCUCACUGCAGUGGUCGCUGGUCUAGUAUUCACUUCCCCUGCAGUGGGUAGCAUUUUAACAGCAAUUCGGACUGUGAAACAAGCUGGAGCAGUUGGGACACUGCUAAUAGUGAAGAACUAUACAGGAGACCGCCUGAAUUUUGGGCUGGCUUUGGAACAAGCACAGACAGAAGGGAUCUCUGUGCAGAUGGUGAUAAUUGGUGACGACACUGCCUUUGCCACCAAGAAGAAGGCUGGCAGGAGAGGGCUAUGUGGUACAGUGCUCAUACAUAAGAUGGCUGGAGCAUUGGCUGAGGCAGGUGUUGGUCUGAAUGAAAUUGUUCAUAGAAUUUCUGCUGUUUUAGGAGCAAUGGGCACUCUUGGGAUAAGUCUGUCCCCCUGCAGUGUCCCAGGAUCUAGACCCACCUUCCAGCUUGCAGAUGAUGAACUUGAGCUAGGUUUAGGAAUCCAUGGUGAAGCAGGUGUGCACAGAAUGAGGAUGGCAUCCGCAGAUCAGAUAGUCAACCUAAUGCUGGAUCACAUGACCAACCCUUCCAAUGCCUCACGUGUGCACCUCAGGCCUGGUUCUUCCGUGGUCUUGGUAGUGAACAACCUGGGUGGAUUAUCCUAUCUUGAGUUGAAUAUAGUUGCUGGAUCCGCUGUGCAUUGUCUCGAGAGCAGAGGUAUUCAUAUUGCCCGGACUUUUGUUGGUUCCUUUAUGACUGCACUGGAAAUGGCAGGUGUCUCCCUUACCCUUCUCCUGGUAGAUGAAGAACUCUUGACCCUCCUUGACUCAGAUACUACAGCUGUUGCCUGGCCAAAACCUAUCAGGAUGUCUGUGACAGGACAUAAAAGACAGAGGGCAGUACCCAAAGAGAAUCCUAAGGAAGAAGGGCCUGACCCAGCAAGAGUGCCAACCUCUCCUCACAUGAGAUUGGUUCUAGAGUGUGUGUGCUCUAAAAUGCUUAGCCUACAGGAGCAACUUAAUGAACUUGAUCGUGCUGCAGGCGAUGGAGAUUGUGGCAAUACACACGCACAGGCUGCCAUCGCAAUCCAGAAUUGGCUAGAUGCUAGACCUCUGCCUGAGCGCCCUUAUCAACUGUUCUCUUCCCUAGCCACAUUGCUGCUGGAAAAGAUGGGAGGCUCUUCAGGGGCGCUUUAUGGAUUAUUUCUGACAGCAGCUGCUCAAUCUCUACGAACUGAUGAUGACUUAGCAGCCUGGUCCUUAGCUGUGGAUGCUGGUAUUAAUGCUAUGAUGCUGUAUGGAGGAGCUGCACCUGGAGACAGAACCAUGCUGGAUUCGCUCUGUGCUGCUGCAAAAGAGCUCAAAGCUUUGAAGAAACCUAAGGCUAAUCUGAUGCAAGUUCUGGACAAGGCUGUACAAGAGGCAGAGGCUGCUGCUGAAUCUACGAAGAAUAUGGAAGCUGCUGCAGGCAGAGCCAGUUAUAUCAGCUCAGCCCGCCUAGAACAGCCAGAUCCUGGUGCUGUAGCAGCUGCAGCCAUUCUCCGUGCAGUGCUGGAAGGGUUACAGGCUAAACCAGAGUAACUUCAUUACAUUCUUUCUUAAUAUAAAUCAUACUUUAGUACUUGCUUAAAUGUCCCAUCACUAUUCUUUCCCUGCUGUGCAGGACAUACUAAAUCCUGGUACUUUUUGGCAUGACAAGGUUUCCUAUUUUAACUUACAAAGCUUCCUUGCACAGCAUUUGGUAUUGUUCUUGACACGCCAUGUUUGAGAACUGAGUUGUGUUUAUAUGUUUGGCUGGGGGUCAUUAUAUUUUUUCAUGCUUUCUGGAUUGUGGCUAUACAGAGUCCUCUUUUCAAGUUGCUUAGGUGUUUUUUUCUACUGCAUUACUUCACUGUAUACAAGAGGUGUUUUAAGUUUUGCUGAAGCUAUGUGAUGGUACAUGCAAACAAUAUUGUAGCCACUUAGCUUGCACAGCUAAGUAAAACGUAUGCAAAGCAUUUCUAAUACCACAUUUUGAUGAUACCAGAAUCUUUAUAAAAUACAUCAUAGACCUUGGCUGUGGUCUAAAAUAUGUUUUAAAAAACAAAGAACUGGAGCUGCUGAAGUUAAUGCACUAACACAGUAUACCUCUAAAGAGCGGUUGACAGACGUGGAUGCUGUUUUUUCCCUUGUUUGUUGAUUUUGCAUAGAGAUCUCACUGGCCACUGAGAUAAACAAGAUACUUGACUAGUUAAAUCCAUUCCCUGAUCCAGGAACACAGAGAGCCCCGUGAUCUCGUAAGUGUAAUCAUCAUACUUACAGAGGUACUGCAUACUUCUUUGCGCACACAUAUCUUUUAUAAACAUGGAAUAGAUCAAUCUUAGUUUGUACAUAUCUGGAUGCUGAAAAGAACAGUACUAUAUAUGCAUAAUUGAAAUAAUCUGCCUUUUAGCCUUGGCAGUAACUCAGCACUCUCAUAGUUACAGGGAUCCUCUUUGGUUGCAAGGCUCAUGAAUCUAGGUCAGGAUUUUUGAAUUUCUGAUAGGUCAAGCCUCUUAAUUUAUACUGAUUAACCUCUGGGCAAUAUAUUUCAACUGUUAUACAGCCAGUUAAAAUGUAUGCUGCUAGGAAUAUUUAGUUACUACCUAAAUAACAGUAAAGGAAGCUUGGCAACCAGACUUUCCUUUUGGGAGCUUUAUAAAUGGGAUUACUCACAGAUGGAUUUUCCAAGGUUGUCUGUCUGUCUUGCUUCAGGUGAUGAUAAAGAUUCGUCUUUGUAGAAUUUAGGAUCCUUGAGAAGUCUGGGACUGAAGCACUUUGAGUUGGGAUUAGAAAUAGGUCAAAAACACUUUUUCAAAAUUGUAGAGUACGUUGUUACUCAGGUAACAUGCUGGUUAACACAUUAGCUCUUUUGUGUGGAAGGCAGGGGGUGGCAUUUUCAGGGACAGCUAUACAAAGGAUACAUGUCUAGAUUGAAAGAAGUUUCAGGUGUAUUUCCCUGACAGCCAAAGAAACUACGUAUGUAAAGGUAACUUCUGUCAUAUGAUUCUGCCACAGAAUCCCAAAGUUAGUGAAAGAGUUCUGAAUCAGUUAUUUCAGCCAGGUAACUGCAGGGCCCAUUUUUAAGUAUUUUGUUAAUUAUAGGAUCAAGAACUCAUGCAAUAUAACCAGAAUAGCACAAAUGGUAAGUAUGAAAGCACAGUUAUAAUUAAGUAAAAUUACAUUUAAAUUGGAAAAAAGUAUUAAUGGUGUUAAGGAAAGUUUUCAAAAGGAAUGUAGAAAAAAUAAAUAUACAAAGUUUUUAUUCCUUGUCUGGUUACUUCCAAAUAAAGCCUUUAAACUAA